AUGAAUCCAACAUUAUUAUUUUUGCUAGUCACGGCGACAGUUCUACACGCUCUACCAACACCAGACGACAAGGAGUCAACAGUUGAAAUUAUAGAAGUUAUUGGUUUCGUUCCUGUUGCGGUGCCGUUGAACGAAUCGGGAACAGACAGUACCCCAUCACACGACGUCCAGAAGAGAUCUGCCGUACCUGAAGAUUUAAUAAACAACGAUCUUCUUGGAGAGUCCGAGGCGUUACAAGCCGACAGCGACGUUGCAGGACUUGUUAGAAGAAUCAAGACGUUACCGAGUUGGGUGGGUUAG
Pieris macdunnoughi is the source of this 300-nucleotide messenger RNA. The record is from the annotation of a GenBank genome assembly. Lineage: Eukaryota; Metazoa; Arthropoda; Insecta; Lepidoptera; Pieridae.